Messenger RNA from Cryptotermes secundus, 8045 nucleotides. It is a transcript of the gene Reps, whose product is annotated as ralBP1-associated Eps domain-containing protein 1. Gene Ontology annotation, biological process: endocytosis; endosomal transport. The transcript is spliced from 15 exons. Lineage: Eukaryota; Metazoa; Arthropoda; Insecta; Blattodea; Kalotermitidae. Gene Ontology annotation, molecular function: protein binding; calcium ion binding. Gene Ontology annotation, cellular component: cytoplasm; plasma membrane. The record is from RefSeq and is a predicted model, not a curated record. Bases 221 to 2452 code for a protein of 743 amino acids.
AGUAAUAAUGGCGACGGUGGAGAUGUGGAAUGUUUGUCUGGAUGAGUAUCCAGCACAUUGAUUCGAUGUGAACCCGGCAUUGAAAAACGAAGGAGAAAUGUACAAAUUUAACAGAUAGUAUGAAAAAAUGUUGAAGCUAGUGGUCAUGUAGUUUUAGUUACUUGCGUUGCCAUUUAAGUGUAUACAAUAUAUUUGGCCCCAGCUAAAUCUGUUAGCAAAAAUGGAAGAGAUUCAACUUACUGAAACUGAACAGCGAUACUUCGGAGACUUGUUUAUAUGUUGUGACUCAGAUAAUAGUGGGAAGAUUCCGGUCUACAAAGCCUCUGAAUUAUUCCGAUCCGCAAAUCUCCCGCUUGAUGUGUUAAAACAGGUAACUGAACUCUGUGGUGGAAGUAGAGUCAGCCAUUUGGGACGCCGUCAGUUUUAUUCAGCUCUGAAACUCAUAGCAGCUUUUCAAGCAGGGCUUCCUCUACGUCCAGAGCUUUUCCAUUCAUCACUUGAUGUCCCUUUACCUCGUUUCACUUGGGCAGCAUCAGUUGACAAGUGGGAGCCUCAACAUAUAAAUCGGCAGUUAGGCAGCCCAGAUCUCAUUCAGCUAAGUGACACAGACCGGACACCAACUCCACAGCAUGAACCAGUUGGGAGUGUUCCAAAUAGUGAAGGAGGGGUGGAAGCCUAUGCAGAGUCUCCGCAUCCCAAUGGACGAUCCUUGUCACCAACUUGUGAACCUGAGCCAAAGGGGAUAUCACCUGAAGCUUCUAGCACAGCCAGUGACUCACCUACGCCAACCAACAGUGUCCAGGAAAGGAAUUGGGCUGCUACCACGCACUGGCAUGGUUUGGUAUGUGAAGAACAGCGACAGUUGUUGGGUACUGAGGAGGAAUCUUCGGAUCGUCACAGCAGUGAGGAGGAUGUUGAUGGGGAUGGGGAAGUGUGGACCAUUACUGAAGAGCAGAGAGAUUACUACACAGCCCAGUUUCGAUCUCUUCAACCAGACCCAGCGGGACUUAUUGCUGGACCUGCAGCUCGACUGUUCUUUGAGAAAUCACGUUUGCCAGUACAGGAACUUCGAAAAAUAUGGCAACUUGCAGAUGUCACCAAAGAUGGAGCUCUGUCUCUUGAUGAAUUUAAUACAGCAAUGCAUUUGGUAGUGUUAAGAAGAAACAACAUUGAUCUACCAGACACUCUGCCUCCUUCCCUGGUUCCACUCCGUCAAAGUCAGGUAACUGUUGCACCAGCAGAGCCACCCAGUAGAGAGGAAAGCCCUCCAAGUCUGUCUCCUCCAGGUGGAGAGCCGGCAUCUCCACCCAGAAGCAAGGAGUGGACAAAAUUUGUAGACUCCCCAACUAGUUCAAUGUCUUCACCAGGCCCUAAGCCAGUUAACUUUGAUUUCCAUAAAUCAGCAGUAGAACAGGAUCCAAAGAUUUUGCAUCCUGUGCCAUUGCGCCUGACUCCAGAAUCCCAAGGGCUACUUCCUGGAGAGGAUGAACCCUGUCGUUCACCACGCAAAGUUACGGAACCUCAGCAGAUACCAUAUGAGCAACUAAGUGGAGAAGGUGGAAGCCCCAAGAAGGCCACAGUGACACUGGACAAUAGUGUAACCCCAGCAUCAGAUAUUAGACCAAUUCAGCGACCACAACCAAAGAAACCAGCAGCACCAGGUCCUGGAGCCAUUCCACCUCCACCCCAGCCCACAACUUUGUCCACACCUGAUGAGUUGUCAGGAGCAGCCAUCAUAGCAACUGCAGUCACAACAGGAGGUCAGUCUGGUCCAACAAGUCUCCCUGUGACUGUUGUAGCAGCACAAAUGGGACCCAAGAAGGAACCCCCACCACCCCCCCCACCUCGACCAUACCGAACACAUGCAAGAAGUUCAUCUUUGGAUCUCAAUCGAUUGGGAAAGUCUGCAAGUCUGCUUGGAGCUCCUCCAGUGGUUCCACCUAGAAUCUCUCCCAGCACUACCUCACCAAAAAAGCUGAUUGGUCAGCGUAGUGAGGGUGAUGUGCUGUCUUUGGUAGGGGAUCAGGCAGGUUUUGCAGAUUUUGCUCAAUUUGUCCAGGAGGAGGAAAGUUGUGUAGAUGGUGGCCAACCCAGAAGACAUGGUGCCUUUGAGGUUUACAGGAAACCUGUGUCUAGGGCUGGUGUGCCAGAUGUUGGUGUAGGGAUGCAGGAUCUUGAAAGUCCAACAGAAGAAUCACAGCAGCUUAGACAUCGCUUUGAAGGAAGUGAGGGGUGGAGUCCAGCUGGGUCCACAUGGCACGGUGGCCACCGAUUGACCUGUUGUACCUACCCCAGAUGUAGUGAACAGAGUUCAUUUCGUCGGCUACAAGAACAGAAUACUCUCCUCAUCAGAGUCUGUCAAGAAUUAAACCAAGAGUUAGCUGAAGUUCAAGAAGAAAGAGCAUCAUUAGAACUACAGUUGGAACAAUUUAGAGCCCAAGUGGUGGAAUAAUUGGAAAUCAGUCUGUGGUUCCACAUAAAGCAAAUCUGAGGCUGUUCUGCAAAUCUAAAUUUCAUAAAGCAACUGUGUCCAGAAAGAAGCACUGUAGCUGUACCUUCCUGUCUCCACUGGUCCCAUAGUCAAAACUGAUGCAGUCAACUUUGCCUCAGUAGUUAGAAUGCUUAUAGCAUAGCAGGAAAUUGCCCUCCCCUCAUAAGCCUGUUAACAUCAAAAUAAGCCAGGAGCCAGCUGUGGUAUUCUCUUCCAGUUGGAUAUCCAAAGAUUGAACAGUUGUUGUAGAAGCAGUUUCUCCCCUUGCUUGCAUGGCUGAUUUGUAACAGCUUACUUUCAUAUGAACUGUAGAUAUUUCUGUAUUUCCCAAUUCCAUUACUUUUGAUAUAUUUUAAAUCAGUUAAACCAUAUAAACAUCUACAUCAGUGGUCUCUGAUUUGUGGUUCAGAAUUACACAUUGUAUGAUUCAUGAAGAAGAGAGUUUAUUGAAGCUUGGAAAUAAAAGACCUACAUUUUUAUAUGUAACUAAAAGUACAGUUGUUUAACCAUGGACUAGGCAGUUAUUGUUGAAGCAGUGGCUUUAGCAGUAAAGUAUUGAACCUAACAGUGUAGGGACUUUCUUUCUUGUUUAACUAAUGUAACACUCUCCUAUCUUGUUUAACUAAUGUAACACUCUCUUAUUACAUUAUGGAAAUUGAACUGUCUUUAUAUUUUGAAAAGUUAAUCAUUGGGAAUACUGAAUAUUUCAAAUAUCAUUAUGUAAGCUCUUUGCAGUUAGCAUAUUGAACAGCACUAUUUUCAUUGCUGUAUAUCCAUGUCCUGAGAGUACCAGAUGUUUAUAGCAAUACAACAAAGAGGAGUUACACAUAUGUGGGUUACUUCAAAGGUCAUGGCAACUAAUUUUUAGGGGCAAACAUGUUACAGUGAAGAAGGUUCAAAAUAUACUUACGAAAUAUACCCCUCCAAUUGGCUUAGUCAGAUCAGGUAGAUGUGAAGGGGCAUAGGUAUAGUAGGCAAGAAAAAUUGCAAUCUUUAAUCCUCGAAAAAUUCAAUUGUGAUUAAGAAAUAAAAGUUUCAAUGUGAGUUAAAUCUGAAUUCUUACAUUACAACUAGCAACCUUCAAAGUAGUGUCCAAGUGUAUCAAGUACUCGCUGCCAGUGACGAAUAUGGCGAAUACCAUCAGCUUCACCAUCUCCAAAUCUUUUCAUCUCACACCAAACUGCAUUGGAAAUGUCCUUUCAUGUUCGAAAGCAUUUCCCUCACAAUGGCUGUUUCAAUUUGGGUAUUAAGUCAUAGUCAUAUGGCAAAAGGUCGGGUGAACAUGGAGGACAGUGUAGUACUUCCCCUCCCCAACGUUGUAAAUGGUUCUUGACACUGUUUGCUGUGUGGGCGGUCCACUACAUUGCAAGUCGGCAUUUGCUUCUCUUCCACAUUGGAAUGCUUCUAUCCACCUUGCAACAGUACUGUAUGGUAGAGCACGAUCUCCUAGAGCUUCCACAAGCUCCGAGUGACAUUCAGUCGCAUUUCUGCUGCGAAGCACUGCUAUUUUCACGUAACAAUGCUGUUCCAGCUGGCUAAUGUUCAUUCUUGACGAAGUUUAUAAUCACACUGACUUCGCGCUGGACUCGCUUCAUUGUCCUUGGACUUCUGCAUCAUCUAGCAGCAUCAUUAGAAAUCAGAUGUUGCUGUCUCUUAGCGGCAAAUUUGGAAAUUCCAGUUGGAGCUUUUGAAAUUUCAGAAAAAUGAUGUUGCCAUGACUUCUGAAGUAACCCAUGUAUAAUGAAAGUGAUAUUAUUUUCUAUUGACAUUAUUAUACAGUUUGCUUUUGCUACAUUAAAUCUUUAACUUCAGAAAAUGUUGAGACCACUGAUCUAGAUGGUUGUUAUUAUACUGACAGAUAUUUUAUUGUUAUAUUUUUAAGAUUAGUUAUGCUGGUUUGGAUAAAAUCUGGGACCCUUUGAAUACUGGACUAGUGCUCUAACAACUGGACUCUCUGGGUUUAAUUUCAACUUGCCACUAAUCUUGUACUUUCUUCAAAGAACAAAUCUGUCAGUAUAGUGACAGCCAGUCAUGAGGAAAUAGGAGAAGAGCAAAUUCCCAAAAUGUUGUGUAUAACAAAUGAGCUUUACACAGUGGACAACACAAUAUUGAUAUAAUUGAUUAGCCAUUAUCACAGUCUUGUAGAGAAUCAUAACAGUAAAAGAGUUGGUUGAAACUGAGUAAGAACGGAACAAACCAGUAGGAAUGUUCUUUUGCUGUGAGAUCUCAUUGAUUGAGAGUAUAUUUUCAUCUAACAAAGUGUAAGUGAACUAGUCAGUUGUGGAGAACAGAUAGUCCAUGUGUAUCAGGAAAGAUUUAAGUGACUUCCCGCUGAGGAAAGAUGUUUGAUAUUGUAAGUGAUGGCUUCUUUUUAAUUCAUGGGUUAAUGUUUAUCAGCAGUAUCACUUCAGUUACAGACAAGGCACUUAAAAGGAGUUGUGUGAUAUUCUGUCAUUUGGUUGCUACUUUUUUGGGUUUGGUGUUUAUCGGAAUCACAUUUGCAUUCCAAGAAUUAUGCAGGUUUAUUUUUAUAAAUUGAAAAUGUAUACAUAUCUCUUACGCACAACAAAAUUUGCAAACCCUCAAAUAUACCUCUUGUCAAAAUUUGAAAUAAUGCUGGCAUUAUGUUGUGAUUCAUUUUAUAUGCAUACUGUAAGAGUGUAUAUGAAAAACUUUUUCCUUUAUGUGGUGGUAGCUCCUUUCACUGAGAAGACCAUGUUGGCGAUAAAGGAAUUUUCUGUGAAAGGUCUUUUUUUAAGCCUGUCUUGUAUGUGUGUGUGUAAACCUAGAUUCUGUUACAUAUGCAUAUUAUUUGAUGAGUCGACAUAUCCAUAACUCUUUGUCGUUAAUCCAGUCUUGCCCACAUCAGAUUGCCAUGUCAAUGUUUGCUUGACUUUGGAUUCGAGAGGUUUAAUGUGUGCCAGUGCAUGACAGCACUAUAUACUGAAAGUAAUUACUGUACGAGAGUUUUAGUGAUUUACAGACCCUCUUUUAGUGUUUCUUUAUUUAAAGUUUUCCUUCAUAAAUGUUCACUUUCAGUGGUUUUAAUCCAUUAAAUUCCCACUAGGUAAGAUUUGCUUGAAUCCAGAUUCUGUCCCACCUUCCCCUAAAUGGAAUCUCAGGUGAUAAUUUCAUUGCAUGUAGUGAAGUAAUGUAUGUCUGUGGACACUGCAAACUUUUUAUUUUGAAAAGGCCUUGAAGGCCUGUUCUGUAAUAGUUUCAGUUACAUAAAUGUUUUCUUCUCUGUCUUUAUUUUAAAGGUCUGCGGUUUCAGAUUUCAUCUUUUGAGACUUUGUGACAGCCUAUGUUCGGUUGAGUUCUAUCAGUUAAUCUUAAUAUGAAUCUAGAAGCAUUCCCCAAGAAUAAUAAAAGGACUUUGUCCUGUUCGUAAGGAAUGCUGAAAAUACUGUCCCUGUAUAUGCACAUGCAUUAUGUGAAAGUAGUUUAAGCAGGUUGAGGUUGACAGGAAGGUCUUCAUGAGUAAUUCUUUUAAAUUAUCUGCAUGUUCUCCUCCAACUCUUCUUCCAUAUGGAAGUACAAAUAAUACAUCUGUACAUAUACACAUGUAAAAAUCAUGCAUGGUAAGAUCAAAAAAAUAUGUGUUCUGACCUUGUUCCUAUUUUAUCCACUUUCUCUAUAAUAAGCACACAGCAUUUCUUUCAACAGAUUUCUUGCCCAGAAGUGACUCAGUAGAGUGAUCUCGUUUAUUAAGUUUUUGGAUGCCUACUGUGCUUGUAAUUGUGACCCUGGGAUAUUGAUAGUGUAAUUUUCUUUGACAUUAUAUGAAACCAAUCCACCCACAAUGAUAACUACUACUAAACAUACUGUUGUUCUAACUUUGUUCAUAUUACUCUAUUAACCAUUAGAUAGGUGAUAAAUUUGUUUAAAUACACUUAGAUUAUAUGCAGUACUGUUAAUUUCCACUCAUUCUUUUGCAGUGUCCUUGCAGGUGGUUGUCCAAAGUGUCUGUUCUGCUCUCUUCCUUUCUAAUACUGCACUGAAUGAGAGGUUACUUAUUUCUACUUGUGAAUGUAAAAAAUACAGCCUUAUUAAUGAACAUUCAAAUAAUUUGUAGCUUUGAUUUAUAUACUUCUUUCUAAUUUCUAUUUUAUCUUUAUUGUUCAUGUAUGUAAUACCGUUUCCAUGUGUCCAUGAGACAUGCCAGUGGCAUUAUUUUCAAUAUUUUAUUGUGACCAUUUUACUUUAUGCAUGCAUUUACAGUAUGUUUUGCAUAUUUUGAGUUCUCCUUAUUGUGCUGUAUGUUAUGAAGAUUUUCCUUGUAUCUGAAUUGCCUCCUGUUCACCCCAUAUACAUUUGCGGUUUAUUUCUUUCAGAAUGUACUUUUCUACGUCUUACUCCUUUACUGUCAAGUUUGUCAUGUGAAAACAUACUGUAUAUACUGGUCUUAUGUUACUGUUCUUAAAUGAUUUUGUUUCUGUCUGAGGCAUGCAGUAGUAUAAAUUCUAACAAAUGCCACAGAAAUAAAUUCAUUCAAGAUUAUCCACUCACUUACAUAAAGUAGAGGCUUAUCUAGCGAUAGUGGUAACCAUGCUUAGCCUUUAACAUAUGAAUGUUAGAUAUAUCUAACAGCAAGUAACAUUCCACUGUGACUGAAUGUUAGAUUUAUCUAGCAGUACACACGCUCUCUUUGGGAGUCCUGACAGUUUGAUCUUCCAUUGAAACCACAAUAAACCCACACAAAGUCAAGUCGAUGGUUCAUUCAUUAGCUCUGAACAAUGAAAUCGUUUAUUGCGAUACUGGUUUCAGUGUGGUUUACAUUUCAAUAUGACUGUUUAUGACCAGGUCAGCCAAAUAGAGGACAGCUUUGUUUUGAGAACUGAGAAUUAAAUAUUCAUCUGUGCAUGCAGAUUAGUGCUAUCCAGGCUUGCAUGGAAGUGGGUCAUUCUCAGGGAUUGGUUUUCAGUACUGAAUUAUCAGUCAGAAAGUCAAUGUUGGAUUGUCAAUUAUUUAUUUAUAAAGUAUUUUUAUUUUGUGUUUCGGUAGAGGUAUAAAGCCAUUGAAGAUGACAGUGCACAUAUGGGUUUGUGGAUAAAUCUGAUAGGAUGGUAAACAGUUAUGGAAUUGCCUGGAGGACAUGGAAAUGGACGAAGAAAUUCUUUUUCCACCUAAUAGACAUGACAGUUCUCAAUGCCUGUUCAUUGCACAAGUCGUGGUGGAAAAAUGACACAAAAAAUUCUGCAAAAUCAUAGUGCGAUAUUUGAUUGUACAGUCACAUGAGGUGAAUAUCACGGUCAGUGGCGUUUCUUGGGGAGGCCAAACUCAUCUGGGGCCCAACUGAGUCGACUAGAGGUGAAACAUUUGCAACACUGGCCAUCCAAAGGGAAACAAAGUUGUUGUGUGUGUUCGCUAAAUAAGAAAACCAGGAGCACGCUCUUCUACUGUAAAAUUGUGAUGUUGGUCUGUGUGUGUUAAAGACUGCUUCAAGAAGUGGUGCACGCACGUCAGAGUGUGGGCACUGAAAGUUGUCAUAAACCGUGAAGUGACGCAGUCCAUGUUCCCGUACAGUUUGAAUAAAAGUUUAUAUAUAGUGUGA